Molecule: messenger RNA, 1004 nt
Organism: Calliphora vicina (urban bluebottle blowfly)
Lineage: Eukaryota; Metazoa; Arthropoda; Insecta; Diptera; Calliphoridae
Product: pro-resilin-like
Exons: 4
Coding region: 290-538 (82 amino acids)
Cellular component (GO): extracellular matrix
Source: RefSeq, a predicted model, not a curated record
AUGCAUUACAGAAAAUAUUUGCAAUUUUCUUAUUAAAUAUUUAUUUAUUGAUUUGAAAUAUUAACGGAAGUGUUUGAAGAGUAUAUCACUGGUGGGCUUAGCCUGUGUAUGUGCCCAAAUAGCGCCUGGAUCAAAUCAAUAUUUACCUCCCACAAAAAAUGGUUAUGAUUAUUCAGAGCCAAAUAAACCAUUCAAACCUCCAGGCCCACCCGGUCGUCCAGCACCAGGACCUGGACCUCGUCCCGGACCCAGACCACCACCAGGAGAGCCAGGACCAGACCACGUUCACAUGCCCGGCAACCCAUUCGACUUUGAAUAUGCCGUCAACGACAUUGAGACUGCCAACGAUUAUGCUCAUAAGGCUUCUAGCAAUGGUGAUGUGGUAACUGGUGAAUAUCGUGUACAAUUGCCCGAUGGUCGCAUGCAAGUUGUACGCUAUACAGCCGAUUGGAAGACUGGCUAUCAUGCAGAUGUCAGUUACGAAGGUGAACCUCAAUUCCCUCAGGGACCUGGUGGCAGACCAGGCUACAAAUAUUAAACUCCACCACACACUAUCACACACACUCACUCACUUUCUCUCUCACACUCUCUAUCUCUACUAUCCACUGUCCACCACCCCCUCCUCAAACUACUCAAUCAAUCUCAAUCUCAGUUAUUCUCUUAGAUGAAUGGAGAAUAAUGUUUAAACAAAAAAGAAAAAAAAAACAAAAGAUAAUUAAAUUUACACGUACAACUUGCUUAAGAAAUUUUGUUUUGUAAUUUAUGCCGUAAGGCGGAAUGUAUAGAGUAAAAGCAUAAGUAAGAAGAACUUCAUCUUUGUUGAUUUGUUAAAUUUUAAUUGUUUUUUUUAUAAUUUUAUUUUAUUUAAUUUAAAAUUUAUAUAUGUAUGUACUAUUUUUUUCUACUUUUUUUUGGAGUGUUUAAAAUAAUUUUGUGAAACAAGAAAAAAAAAACGAAUAAAAAAAAAUAAUUUUGAAAAUAAAAUAUAAUUUUAAAGAAGAAAA